Haemonchus placei is the source of this 927-nucleotide messenger RNA. NCBI's taxonomy places the organism in Eukaryota, Metazoa, Nematoda, Chromadorea, Rhabditida, Trichostrongylidae. The record is from the annotation of a GenBank genome assembly.
AUGCGCCGUGAUCACCAUCGUUCAAGCAAUGGCGGAAGCUCGGACAUGCAUCGCGGCAUGUCUGGCAUGGGCGGCGGUAAUCAGCGUGGUCCCAUGUCAGGCAUGGGCGGUGGAUACCGUGGGGCUGGAAGCUUCACGGGUAUGGCCUUUUCCGAGUCCGAACUGAUGGGCGAUUUACCUAAGAAGAAGUUCACUGGGCGUUGCCGACUUUUUGUUGGUAACCUUCCCAAUGAGGUGAAGGAAGCUGAGCUCAAAGAACUGUUCUCACCGCAUGGCGACAUUUCGGAGUGCUACCUCAGCGGAAAAGGUUUCGCUUUCCUAAGAAUGGAUACCCGUGCUCAUGCCGAAAGCGCAAAGGAAGUCAUCGACGGUCGUGUCAUUCACGGUCGUCAAGUCCGUGUGCGUUUCGCUGUUCACGGCGCCGCUCUUAGAGUAAAAGAGCUCUCACCGACCGUAUCAAAUGAAAUGUUGUACCAUGCAUUCUCUCACUUUGGCGAUGUGGAGCGUGCAGUGCAUAUUGUCGACGAGAAGGGUCGCCCAACCGGUGAGGGCAUUGUCGAGUUUGAACGGAAGCCUUCCUGCAACGAGGCCAUUGCCGCUAUAAGGGAUAAAGUCUUCUUGAUGACAGCGAGCCCCAAACCUCUUGUCGUCGAGGUUCUCGAGCCGAGAGAUGAGGACGACGGACUUGCAGAGAGAAUGAUACCUAGAACUUCUCAACUUAUUAAGGAGCGUGAAUUUGGUCCUCGUUUUCCCGCUCGUAACACUUUCGAAUUUGUGUACGGUAUGAAGUGGAAGGAGCUGUAUGAAAUCGAGAAACAGCGUAGAGCACAGCUGGAAGAUGAGCUGAGAGAGGCACGUCGUCGACUCGAAGCUGACAUGGAGCUAGCUUAUCAGGACUACCAAGCUCAAAUGCUUCGAGAGGGUUAG